AUGCCUGAUUUUGUGCGCGUCUCAGUCCUGGGGACGACUUAUGAGAUCACCGACAGAUAUGGUGACCUCGAACCGCGAGGUUUCGGUGCCUCCGGUGUUAUUUGCUCCGCGCACGACUCCAUAACGAAAGAUCAAGUUGUGUUGAAGAAAAUCGCAAAACCAUUCGAUAAUGUCGCCAUCUUGAAGCGGACGUUCCGAGAGGUCCAUUUGCUGAACGGGUUGCGCCAUGAGAAUUUGAUCAACAUGCGAGAUAUCUUCAUCUCGCCAUCAGAAGACAUUUACAUGGUCACCGAAGCCAUGAUGACUGACCUCUACCAAGUGAUCCGAUCGAAACCGCUCGAAAGCCAAUUCGUCCAGUUCUUCACCUAUCAGAUCCUCCGAGGAUUGAAAUACAUCCAUUCGGCAGGUAUCAUCCACCGGGAUCUGAAACCCCAAAACCUCCUCGUCAACGACAACUGCGACCUCAAGAUCUGCGACUUCGGGCUCGCCCGCCAGCAAGACCACCAAAUGACCGGAUACGUCGUGACGCGGUACUACCGCGCCCCGGAGGUGAUGUUGACGUGGCAGCACUAUAGUUACGCGGUGGAUAUCUGGAGUACGGGCUGUAUCCUGGCCGAGAUGUUGCGCGGGACGCCACUAUUCCCCGGGAAAGACCAUAUCGAUCAGUUCAAGAUCAUCACGCACAUUUUGGGGAAUCCGCCAGCGGAACUGGUUGAUAGGGUGUAUAGCAAGAACACAUUGAAGUUCUUGGAAUCUUUGCCGCCACGAGAGCCACGACCGCUCUCGUCGUUCUUUGUGGGUGUUGAAGAGGAAGCGGUUGACUUGAUCGGAAAGAUGCUCCAACUAGACCCAUAUAAAAGAAUCACCACCGAAGACGCCUUGGCCCAUCCAUACAUGGCGAACUUCCACGACCCGGAAGAUGAGCCCGUGGCGGAUCGCAAAAUCGACAUGUCCUACGAAGAGAUGGAGCUGUCGGCAGAGGAAUGGAAGAAGAAAAUGUACCAAGAGGUGCUCGACUUCCACGAGGGGUCCUGCUCCAAUGUUGUGCAGAGCAUCGAGGAGGAGUAA
This is a messenger RNA of Aspergillus melleus, 1068 nucleotides long. RefSeq names its product MAPK protein hog1. The record is from RefSeq and is a predicted model, not a curated record. NCBI's taxonomy places the organism in Eukaryota, Fungi, Ascomycota, Eurotiomycetes, Eurotiales, Aspergillaceae. Gene Ontology annotation, molecular function: MAP kinase activity; ATP binding. Gene Ontology annotation, biological process: osmosensory signaling pathway; protein phosphorylation; cellular response to oxidative stress. The coding region runs from base 1 to 1068 and encodes 355 amino acids. The transcript has 9 exons. Gene Ontology annotation, cellular component: nucleus; cytoplasm.